AGUGCUGAAUCCUUUCCUCUUUGCCUGGAUCAUGCUGCCCUGGAAAAGGAGUAAGUUUGUGUUGGUGGAGAAUGAGCCCAAAAGCAAGCCGAAAAGUCUUGGAGCCGGACUGACUUAUCAUUCCCUGCUUUCGACUUUGCUCCACUCCUGUCCGGACCUUGUUCCCGAAUGCCCGUUUCAAUGGCUGGGGAGCGUUUUCCACAGCAAACGCCAGAAAGUGGAGCUCAACAAAGAGGAACCCACCUACAACGUGCGUUACCUGGGCAGCGCAGUCACCAUCAUGGCUAAAGGCGAGGAUUGCACGCAGGAGGCGGUGACUAAGAUUUGGACUCGCAGCAACUAUGGCGAACAGAGCAUCAAGAUGAAGCUCACCGUCGGGCCGCAAGGAAUUCGCAUGGGGGUGGAUAAAGGUGGCAAAAAGAAGCCCGUCCACCUUUAUUCCCUCAACCGUAUCACAUACUGCAGUGCUGACCCCUUCCGACCAAAGAUCUUUGCGUGGAUUUACAGGCAUCAGGUGAAGAAUAAAGCGGUGGUUCUACGAUGCCACGCCGUCCUGUUGGCGAAGGCAGAAAAGGCCCGAGCGUUAGCUCUCAGCCUGUACCAAAACUCAACAUCAGCAUUCACAGAGUUCAAACGACUAAAGCGCCAGUCCGACUUCCGUCAUUGCCAGCAGCAGCUGUUGGGCGAGGACAUUGUGCCUCUUAUGCCUCUUCGGAGACUCCUGAAUGGCCAAUGCCACUACCAGCCACCUGCAGGAAAGCUUGGAAGUGCCACACGGCUCUCCUCGAUAACUGAGGAAGAGGAGGAGGAUGAAGAUGGACCGAGGGAUGCUGAAUCCACCAACACGAAAAACGCUGGAACUUCCAGUCCUUCUUCUCCAGAGAAAGAUCUGGGGAAUAGACUGGAAGAGGUUUCUAUUACAAGCUGGGAUGAAGCACAGAUGACUAUCAGCACUCUGGUGUGAUGUUGAAUGGAUACAAUUUAGUGUCCGCACCACUGAGCCUCUGUUCUGUCGCCUUUCCUGCAAACCCACUCUGUCUGGUACGUCCAUCGAUGCACCGUGAAACAGCCCUCCGAAACUCGGGAUAAGGUCCGUUGGCAGCCACGAUGCCGGCUGCAGAGGAAGCAUUACACAAGCUGCAUGGAGAGGAAGAGCCAGUAGAAGCACAAUGUAAGGAAGACCACAGGUACAGCAAUCAUCUGGAGUUUGUUGAGAGCUUACACCGAAAAGCCUUUAUCUACCCCCAACUUCGAGCAAAGCUUAAACCGCACACCCAAAGACGAUAAAGCAUUCAUCUCGUACUCAUGGCACCCAGUGAUUUUGUGAGUACAUGCCAAGUGCUUUUGACUGAUGGACUAUGAGAAGGAACCUUUAAAUGUGACUUUUUUCUGACCAUACAGUCUUUUGAUGUUUAAAACUGUCCCCCGGUGACCUCUUUCAACUGGCUCAGCUUCAAUGGGAUGCGGUUAAAGCCGGUUUAUUGGUAUUGGGAACAGCACUAAUGAAUUAAACCAUAACUUAGGAACCGAGCCAUUGACUUGACAUGUUUACUGCU
This is a messenger RNA of Cyprinus carpio (common carp), 1556 nucleotides long. RefSeq names its product protein FAM43B. NCBI's taxonomy places the organism in Eukaryota, Metazoa, Chordata, Actinopteri, Cypriniformes, Cyprinidae. The record is from RefSeq and is a predicted model, not a curated record.